This is a messenger RNA of Heterobasidion irregulare TC 32-1, 5568 nucleotides long. RefSeq lists its product as uncharacterized. The transcript has 19 exons. The annotation marks the transcript as partial. Gene Ontology annotation, cellular component: nuclear pore. Lineage: Eukaryota; Fungi; Basidiomycota; Agaricomycetes; Russulales; Bondarzewiaceae. Gene Ontology annotation, biological process: mRNA export from nucleus; protein import into nucleus. The record is from RefSeq and is a predicted model, not a curated record. Gene Ontology annotation, molecular function: structural constituent of nuclear pore.
GAGCCCGAGGUCGCGCCCAGCGAAUCCAUCACCGACGCCGCAAAGUCCAACCUCUCGCUCUCGAUUCCCGAAGACGUUGAUUUCGACCUGCUCAGCAACUUGCUCCCCGACGUGUCCCUCGCCUCGCCCAGCUCCGACGAGAUCAUCUCACUCUAUCGUCUCGUCGUCGUCCAGGCUACGGACAUCGACGCCACUCAGCGCGACUUGGAGGAGGCGCGCUCGGAGCUUCAGAAGAAAGACGUCGAGCUCGACCAGGUCUUGCAGGACAAGGAGUCGUCGUCGAAAGAGGUCGAGUCUGAACUAGAGACGCUGCAAAAGGAGCUGAAAUACCUUAAGCAGGAGCGCGACCAACUGCUGACCUCGCAAACAUCCCUCCAAGCGCAAAUCACGACGCUCUCCAGCUCUCAAUCCUCGUCCUCCACUGAAGUCGAGUCAUUGAAGCGCAAAGUCGAGGACACCGAACGGGAGAAGCGUGACCUGGUCGGCAUCGUCAGCCGGUUGAAAGAGGAUAGCAGUCAACGCGAUGAGGAAAUCCAAACGCUGCGCACGAACCUCAAACAGGCCCGCCACGACUACCAAGCUCUCGAGAGCGAACUCCGGGAAGUCCGCUCGACAGAGACAUCCUCCAAAUUCAAGGUCGACGCCCUCACGCAGCAGCUCCAGCUCGCCAAAGACGAGGCCGAGCGUGCGACCACGGAGCUCACGACCAAGUCCGAAGACUUCGCGAAGCACCGCCAGACAAAGCACUCCGAGCUCGCACAGCUGCAGUCCGCGCACGACGCGCUCGCACAGACGCAUGCUUCGACCGAGGGCACGCUCAAGGCGCUGCAGUCCGCGCACGCAUCGCAGUCAAAGCAGCUCGCCCAGCAGCUCGCGCGCGUACAGGAGCUCACGGGGCGCCUCGCGGAGCAGGAGGGCGCGUUCGCGAGCGAGGCCGCGGGUCUGCGGCGGCUCGUGCAGGUCAUGGAGGAGCGCGAGGCGCAGGCCAAGGCGAUUGUGGAGGGCAUCGAGGCGGAGUGGGCGGACGUCGGUGCGCGUGCGGAGCGGCGCGAGGCUGUGCUGCGGGAGGAGAUCGCGCAGGAGCGGCGGCGCGCGGAGGACGCGGAGGUGCGGAUCGAGGAGAUGGAGCGCGUGCUGGAGAAGGUGAAUCGCGGGGAGUUCCCGGUACCGGUGGCGGGGAGCAUGACGCCCGCGACGCCUGCGCGCGCGGGGGCAGGCGCGGCUCCUGAUUUGCUGACGCAGGGCAUGAUGGGGCUUAGCCCGACAGUCGCGAUGGCGAGCCGGUCGCAGCGGUCCGGCAAGACGUUUACGGAGGUGUAUGCGGAGUACGUGCGCCUCCAGGAGGAACACGCGCACAAGACGGCCGAGUACGACCACAUGGAGCGUACCCUUGGUGCGGUGCUCGCCCAGAUCGAAGAACGGGCGCCGAUUUUGGCACAGCAGCGCGAAGAGUACGAGCGCGUGCAGUCGGAAGCCGCGCAGCUCGCGUCCCAGCUCGCGGCGGCACUGCGCGAUCGCGAGGCGGCGUCCACGAACGCGCAAGAGACGGCGCAGAAGCUCGCGCAGAGCGGGCGCGAGAACGACCUGCUGCAGAAGCAGCUCAACGACCUCGCACGCCAGGUGCAGGCGCUGCUGAAGGAAGUCGGGCGGAAGCACGAUGCGUCCCUCCCAUCGGAUGACGAGCUCGAGCAGGACGACACGGCGCGCCCCGCGGAGAACAUCGAAGACGUGAUCACGAACCACCUCGUGCUCUUCCGCUCGAUCCCAGCGCUGCAGGCGCAGAACCAGAAGCUGCUGCGCAUCGUGCGCGAGCUGGGCGCGAAGAUGGAGGCGGAGGAGCGCGAGUACAAGGACACGCUUGAGCGGGAGCAGAACGAGGCCGUGCGGGAGGCGCACGAUGCGAUUCGGGAGCUGCAAGGGCGGCUGGAGAGCCAGCGGAAGAGCCACGAGGUGACAGUGCAGGCGUACGUGAAGGAGCGCGACGCUUUGAAGAGCAUGCUCGCGCGCACAGGAGGCGGCGCCAUUGCGGAACCGUACGUUAAUGGGACUGGGAGCGGGGGCGUGAACGGGGCGGCGGCGGAGAGGGUCGCAUCGGAAUCGCGGGAGGGCGUGCCCGAGUCAGAGCUGGCGAGGGAGCUGGCGGAGAUCCAGAGCCAGUUUGACACGUAUAAGAUGGAGAUGGGGGUCGACAGCGUGCGGGUGCGGGACGAGCUCGUGAAGUUGCAGAGGGAGAACGGGCAGCUCGGGGCGUUGCUCGCCAAGGCGAACGCGAAGAUCGAGUACACGGCGGAGCGCCACAAGAUGGCGCUGGAGCAGUACGCGAACCAGGCGGAGGAUUUGCGGGAUAUGAGUGUCCGGCUGCAGGAGCUGCGCGAUAAGUACGCGCGAGCGGAUAUCGAGUGCAAUCGCGCGAUCGCGGACGUGAUCAGUGCGAACGGGAAGAUAGAGCAGCUUGUCAACGAGCGCGCGAAUUUGCGCGCGGAGAAGCGGAUCUGGGAGGGCGUGCAGAACCGCUUACUGGAAGAGAACAAAGCGCUUUCGAUUGAGCGGUCGCAUCUGUCGGAUCUAAUGGGCAAUGUGCAGAAGAUGCAUACGGAUCUUGAGCGCUCGGGCGAGAAUGAUAGAAGGCGGCUGGAGAGUCAGAUCCAGAUGUUGGAGAAUCAGACCCAGGACCUUAGGAGCCAACUUAGCCAGGAACGCGAUAGCGUUAGGCAUCUGACGCUGAAGAAGGAGAUCGAGGUUAAGGAGCUGCAGGCGCGCGUCGACAAGCAGGCGCAGGACCUAUCGCAUACCCGCGAGUCGCUGAUCGGCGCUCAAAUGAGCAAAACCCAUCUCGAGGAACGCGUCGCGGAGCUUUCACGCCAGCUCCAGGGCAACGAAGAGAAGCUGGCCGUGUACGAGCGGCGUGGGUCUACUAGCGCUCUGGCGAACGGUGACGCACAGCCAGGGGUCUCUGGCGCCGAUCAUCUGAGCAAGGAGCAGCAACUUGAGGCUGAGGUGGCAGAACUUCGCGCUGCGUUGAAAGUUACUGAGCUCGACCUGACGAAUGCGCGAGGCCAUGUGCAGCAGUUCCAAGAGAUCAGCCAGGCGAACGAAGCGGCGCUAGCGAGCUUGAAUGCGACCUACGACGACUACAAGUCGUCCACGGAAUCGCAGCUCGCGAAGCACGAGUCCGACUACAACGCUCUGUCGGAGAACUUGCGCGUCGUCCAGCAGGAGCUGACGGCGUCUCGGGAGGCGAUGGCGGAAACGAAACGCACGUUUGACGAGGAGCGAGAGUCAUGGGCGAACGACAAGCGGACGCUUGAGGAUACCCUCGUCGAGUUGACCACGUCGGAGAAGCAUAUCGCGGAAGAUCGGACGUCGCACGAUGCGGAGAUUCGGCAGCAGGAAGAGCGAGCCAAGUCUGCCGAGGCUAAGUACAAGAACGAAGUCAUCGCUCAUGGCGAGUCGCUUCGGGACCUCGAAAGCUUGAAGGAGCAGUUGUCGAAGCUGCAGGCCGAGGCGAGGACGCACCUGGCCGCCGCGGAGACUGCCCAAGCCAAGUUGGUGUCGUCCGAAUCUAGCUGGGGCCAGCAGAGAGAGGCCCUCGACAAGGAGAUCGCUGAUUUGACAGCUAGGCAAGAGUUAACGGAGCAGAACAAGGUACUCCACCAACACUUGGACUCGGUCAGUUCGCAGGCUGCCCGCAUCCGUCAAGCUGCCGAUGCAAGUUCUGCGCCGUCUGGGGACGCCGAGCCCGCCGGCGACGUAGACGAGAAGCUUUCUGAUUUGCGCCGGGUGAUCGCAUACUUGCGCAGAGAGAAGGAAAUUGUCGAUAUGCAGCUCGAGCUGAGCAAGCAGGAGAAUGCUCGCUUGAAGCUCCAGGUAACCCGCCUCAGCCAGGACCUCGAAGACACCAGGGCCACGCUUUCUGAGGAACGUGAACGUGCCGUCGCCGCGGUUGCGACCGAUGCACAGCACGCGGAACUGGUGGAGAAGAUCAAUCAACUGACCAUCCUCCGGGAGAGCAACGCGACGUUGCGCGCGGAUGCCGAAUCUCAAGGGAAGCGCGCCCGGGCUCUGGACGCCAAGCUCACGGCCUUGUCCGCUGAGAUCGAGCCCUUGCGGGAGCAGGUUCGCAUGACGCAGGCUGAGCUGGAGGGACGCCAGGGCCACAUUCAGCGCCUGGAGGAAGAGAACAAAAUGUGGCAGCAGCGUAGCUCUCAGCUGCUUAGCAAGUAUGAUCGCAUCGACCCUGCAGAGGUGCAGGCCCUCAAGGACGAGAUAGAGCGUCUGAAAUCCGAGAAGGCCGAAUUCGAUGUUGCGUUGUCUACUCGAGACCAGCAGCUGCAGGAGCGUCAAACAUAUCUGACCAAGGACCUCCAAGCCCUACAAACGCAACUGAAAGCUCUCGGUGCCGAGCGCGACGCGAUCAAGGCUACGCCGGCCACCGACUCUUCUCAGCAUAUUGUUCAAGAGCUGGAAAAGAUCCGAAAGGAGAAAGCAUCUCUUACGCAGGAGCGGGAUCGCUUGCUUGCCGAAAAGGCGACUUGGGCGACAGCCACCCCAGCGGCGUCGGUUGAAACAUCAUCCAAGGAGUGGGCGGCCGAAAAGGCUGAGCUCGUCAAAACUCGUGACGAAGCUUCUACACAAGCGAAGAAGCUCAAGGAGGAAGCGCGCAACUUGAGCUUGGCCAAUAAAAAAUUUCAGCAGAGGCUCCAGGAGAACCAAGCAGCCCGUCAACGGGCUACCGCCGAGCACGAGGCCGCUAUCAAGGCCGCAGUCGAUAAGGCCACGAGCGAAUUGCAAGCCGCCGCCUCAUCCUCAUCGUCUGAUGAGCUUAUCAAAAAGCAUACGGAGGAGCUCCAGGCACUAGAGCAACGCCUCCGCACGAAGCACCAGGGUGAAUUGAAGGCUGCCGUCGAUGCUGCGGUUGCUAAAGCCAAAGAGCAAUCCUCAACAACGCCAGCCACUGGAGAAAAGGCCGGAGCGGUCAAUGCGAAGCACCAGGAGGAGAUUGCGAAGGCAAUGGAGUCUGGGAGGCUGGAAGGGCAGUUGAAGAUGAAGAUGAAGGACAGUCAGCUGGUGCGAGCGCAGUCGCGCGUCAAGGCGCUAGAGGCGCAGAUUGAGCAGUGGAAGAAAAGCGGUCUCAUCCCGGAGACAAUGACCACAUCUCCUACUGCGCCGACAACCCAGGCAUCUGCAUCCGCCCCUGCAUCUGCCUCUGCACCUGUGGCACCCGCCCCGGCUACCAAUACGGCGGCAUCGGCUGGGCGAGGCGCGCCUCGAGCCAGUGCGGCUGCUGCCCUUCCCCGCAAGCCAUCACUCGCCUCCGCCGCACCUCUAGCCUCAGGGGCGCCUGGCAGAGGUCGCGGUCAGGGCGCUGGUCGUGGACUCAACAUUCGCGGGAGCGCCGCUGCAGCUUCCUCCGAGGCAGGUCCCUCCAAUCAAGGCGGUGUGUCUAUCAUAGGUGCUGCGGGGAAGCGCGCGCGAGAGGAAACCGGAGCGCCUGCGAGCGACUCGCUCGCGAAACGGCUGAAGCCCACUGACGGAAGUGCUCCCGGGACCGGCGGUAAACCAGUGACG